This is a messenger RNA of Syngnathus typhle (broad-nosed pipefish), 1182 nucleotides long. It is a transcript of the gene ccdc59, whose product is annotated as coiled-coil domain containing 59. Gene Ontology annotation, cellular component: nucleus. Lineage: Eukaryota; Metazoa; Chordata; Actinopteri; Syngnathiformes; Syngnathidae. The coding region runs from base 90 to 1061 and encodes 323 amino acids. The record is from RefSeq and is a predicted model, not a curated record. The transcript has 4 exons.
CGGUGUUACGUCACAAUCCCGCGACUGAAGCUAAAGCGCACUUUUAGCACUUGUGUCACAUGUAAACAUUUCACAAUUCUCGGGUCCAAAUGGCACCGACAAAUUCGAAAACGAAGACAGGUUACGUUCCACGGAAAGAAGGAAACUGGAGGAAGCCACAAAAUGCCGGCGUCAGAAAGAAGAAAUGGAUUCCAGAAGACAAAGUAUUUCAAGGAAGCAUUCAAGAAGGUCAAGGUUUUGCUUUUGAUCGGAAAGAGAAAGUUAAGCAUAACUACAACAAGAUUUUGCGAAAGGAGAGAAAGAAACCAAACACGCAGACAUCCUCGUCAGCCAUGUACUACGAUCAGUACCCGGAGCACCUCAAGCAUUUGUACAUGGCCGAAGCGGAAAAGCUGAAAAACGAGAUAAGGACAAACAGAAUGAACCGGGUCAAAAUGAGAAACGCAAAGAGCCAGGAGAAACCAAACGAGGAAAGUAUGGAGGAGAAGGCUGGUUCUGACCCAGAAGGUACAGAUGCACCCAAGGCAGAAAGUACGAAGAAGUCAGCAUCGGUAGCAGAAAGUACGGAGAAGUCAACAUUGGUAGCAGAAAGUAUGGAGAAGGCAGCAUCGGUAGCAGAAAGUACGGAGAAGUCAGAAUCGGUACCAGAAAGUACGGAGAAGUCGGCAUCGGUAGCAGAAAGUACGAAGGAGUCGUCAUCGGUAGCAGAAAGUACGAAGGAGUCGGCAUCGGUAGCAGAAAGUACGGAGAAGUCAACAUCGGUAGCAGAAAGGCUGCCGCUAAGCAACCGUAUGAAGAAAAAGCUGGAGAAGAAGACUUCCUAUCAAAGAUCUCUGGAGGUGUGCCAGAGCAUCAGAGAUGAGCAGAGGAAAAAGAAAGAGGACUUCCUGAAGCGCAAGCAGCAGCGCGAGGAGGCCAUUCAAAAGUACAAAGAAAAAAAGAUGGAGACCUAUCAGAUGCUUUGCAAAAAGACCAAGAAGGGUCAGCCCAACCUCAAUAUUCAAAUGGACUACUUGCUUCAGAAGAUCCAGAAAAUCGCAGAAACGACUCCCAAAACAUGAACGUUUUGCUCCAGAAAGUGAUUGUUGUGGUACAUUGUUACCACUAGGUGGCAGUGUGAGAUAAAGUGACAACGUUCAUGUAUUAUUUUAUGCCGUCUGUAAUAAAUGUGAAAAUACUCCC